AUGCUCUCAGACGACGUGGCUGGCGGAGUCAGCUGCUCUUUGAUGUCAGUACCUGCUCCGGGUUCGGCGGGCGGAGCGCAGCGUAGCCGAGCCGCAGACUCUGCUCGCCAGCUGCAGGAGGGCUUCUGCCUCCCACAUUCCGCCCGGCCCCGGUCCGCCCCGGCGGGGAAAGGGCGGACGGGGGGGCACCCCAUCGCCGCCGCGGAUUCACUGAGGAAACUUGCCCAACUUUCUCCAGCCCUGGCACCGGGACUCACUGCCAUGGCCCCCGCCAACUCCUCCCGCAACUUCUCCGCGCCGGACGCUCGAAACGGCUCAGUAGCAGAGAAGCCAGCACCAUACACCAAUGUGAUAAUGCCCAGUCUCUUCAGCAUCAUCUGUUUCCUGGGCAUUGUGGGGAACCUCAUUGUCAUCUACACUAUUGUUAAGAAGAAGAAGCUGAGAUGCAAACAGACCGUGCCUGACAUUUUCAUCUUCAACCUCUCCAUUGUGGACCUCCUCUUCCUCUUGGGCAUGCCCUUCCUCAUCCACCAGCUCCUAGGCAAUGGCUCGUGGUACUUUGGAGCUCCCCUGUGCACCAUUAUCACUGCCCUGGACACAAACAGCCAGAUCACCAGCACCAACAUCCUUACAGUGAUGACACUGGACCGUUACCUAGCAACUGUCUACCCUCUAAAAUCUACCUAUGUCCGGACCCCAUGUGUUGCAGCUUUAGUUAUCUGCUUGGUGUGGCUCCUCUCCUUCCUGACCAUCAUUCCCGUAUGGAUGUAUGCAGGUCUUAUGCCUCUGGAAGAUGGGACCGUCCGCUGUGCUCUCUUGCUUCCCAACCCAGAGACUGAUAUCUACUGGUUCACCCUCUAUCAGUUCAUGCUGGCAUUUGCUGUGCCAUUGAUUGUGAUCUGUGUGGUCUAUUUUAAGAUCCUCCAGCACAUGGCCACCACUGUGGUCCCAUUGCCCCAAAGGAGCCUCCGGGUACGUACCAAGAAAGUCACCCGUAUGGCAGUUGCCAUCUGCUCUGCCUUUUUUAUUUGUUGGGCUCCCUUCUACAUCCUCCAGCUGGUUCACCUCGGCAUUGACACACCAUCCACGGCCUUCUUUUAUGCCUACAACUUUGCCAUUAGCUUGGGCUAUGCCAACAGUUGCCUCAACCCCUUCCUCUACAUCGCUCUCAGCGAGACCUUCAAGCGCCAGUUCUUAGUGGCCAUCCGCCCUGCAAAAGAGCCAUGUCGCAACAGCAGCUCUGUCAACAACAACAGCAUGACAGAGGCUAGUGUAUGUCUGAAACUGGCACCAGAAUCCACCCAGCAGACUCAGUUUCUGGAGGACUUUUCCCCACGUUCACUGCCUGUGACUGUGGCUGUUCACUAGGGCGCUCUGAAGUGACCACAGCAGAAAGCCUUCAGAUCUAUAAGUCGGUAGAGAAGCAGCAGGUUCAAGCAAUUCCUGGUGAAGCAUAUGAACUACAAGCUUCCACCUCCAAGAGUCCAGGUGCCUCCCUUUUUCAUUGCGGGGCUCUGCUCCUACACAGCCCUUAGCCUAUGAGAUGCUGCAUACUGCUGCUUCUUUCCACUCCUGCAUGGGAGGACUCUAUCACACAAGACACUGGGGCCCCAAAGAGGAUGAAUGGAAAAGAGAGGCAGGACAGAAAGAGGAUUUCAAGGGGGAACGUUCACCUUGGAAGAGUAAAACCUUUAUCAACAACACUGCCCAACGAUUCCUCGUCUCUCGGCCUGACCGGGGUUCCUAAGCAGCAUGUCAAUAUACAGCUUCUUCAUUCAAAAUUUGAACCUUUGAAACACAAGGUCAUAUAUUUAUUCUUGAUAAGAAAUCUGACCCGGAAACUUUGACAUCUGUGCUCAUAUCCUAGAAGCAAACAGCAGAGAGAGAUCUUGGGGCCAGAAGUCUCACCCAGGUCUGUCACUUGGCCUUUUGGUCCAGCCCCGUCUGCCUCCAGUGGGCUGUAUUGUUUGGCAACAAAGACAUUUUCAAGAACUGGCUAAUUUUGAUGCUAAUCCUAAAUAUUUCAAGCAAAAUCAGGCAGAUAACAAUUGCACUGCUUCAAGGGACUGCAAACAAUUCUCAAAACUACCGCUGCUAACACCAGCUUUGUGGCUUUUCAUGCCAAUGAGCAGAUUUUCACACUGCUUGUUCCUCAUGCUGUCUUGUGCCUCACAGUCUGCAUGGCCAUCGGGGAACCCCAGGCAGAGGGUUUUAAACAUGACUGAAAAACACAAUGUGCAGAGAUCUGUGGAGCAAAAAGCUGUGAAAAGGCAGCUCAGAGGAAACAGAGUUGCUUAUGCGGCUUCCUCAAAAUAACAAAUGCUUUACAGAGUUAAAAGAGGAAAAAUUAAAUGUUUGUGUUUUGUAUAUGUGGCUUUAACAGUCAGAGGCUAGCAAAUAACUUUGCUUAUUACAAAGACUAGAGAAAAGACAGCACACAUCAGCUAAAUGUGGGGGAUUACACUGAUAGCCUGCACAGGGCUCCCAGGGGACCAUGCAGGCAUUGUUCAACACCUUGUCAAACAUGGAAGAACUGGUUACUGUAGAUGAAUUUAGUAAAAAGAAGAAUUAAAAACA
Molecule: messenger RNA, 2577 nt
Organism: Harpia harpyja (harpy eagle)
Lineage: Eukaryota; Metazoa; Chordata; Aves; Accipitriformes; Accipitridae
Product: melanin-concentrating hormone receptor 1-like
Biological process (GO): neuropeptide signaling pathway
Cellular component (GO): neuron projection; membrane
Molecular function (GO): melanin-concentrating hormone receptor activity; neuropeptide binding
Source: RefSeq, a predicted model, not a curated record